This is a messenger RNA of Rattus rattus (black rat), 1485 nucleotides long. RefSeq names its product Rh blood group CcEe antigens (gene Rhce). The coding region runs from base 30 to 1298 and encodes 422 amino acids. Gene Ontology annotation, cellular component: plasma membrane. Gene Ontology annotation, molecular function: ammonium channel activity. Lineage: Eukaryota; Metazoa; Chordata; Mammalia; Rodentia; Muridae. The record is from RefSeq and is a predicted model, not a curated record. The transcript is spliced from 10 exons. Gene Ontology annotation, biological process: ammonium transmembrane transport; ammonium homeostasis.
CAGAACUUGGGCACAGCAGCAGACACAAGAUGGGCUCUAAGUACCCAAGGUCCCUCCGCUGCUGCCUGCCCCUGUGGGCCUUCGGGCUACAGGUGACUUUUAUCCUCCUCUUCUAUUUUCUCAUGGGCCAAGACCCUGUCCAGGCAGAUCACAAGUUCAUGGCGAUCUAUCAAGUCAUCCAGGAUUUGACCCUUGUGGCAGCCUUGGGUUUCGGCUUCCUGUCCUCAUCCUUUCGGAGACACGGCUGGAGCAGUGUGGCCUUCAGCUUCUUCAUGUUGGCCCUUGGGGUACAGGGGACAAUCUUGCUGGACUAUUUCCUGAAUUGGGUCCUCGAUUGGAACAUGAUCAACAAUCCAUCCAGUCCGUUUCUCAGCAUCCAGAGAGCUACCAUAAGCACCUUACCGCUGCUGAUCUCAGCGGGCGCUGUCUUGGGGAAGGUCAACUUGGUGCAGCUGGCCGUGAUGGUGCUGGUGGAAGCCAUGACCUUUGGUGCCAUCAGAGUCGCUGACAAGAAGGUCUUCAGAAUGGAAGACCACACAAUCAUGAUGUACGGGCACGUGUUUGGGGCCUAUUUUGGGCUGACUGUGGCGUGGAGGCUUUCCAGGUUUCUGCCCAGGAGAAGGCAUGAGAACGCCCAGACAGAAAAGGUUCGAAUGACCACGAGCUCCAGUCUGUUUGCCAUGCUGGGCACCCUCUUCUUGUGGAUAUUCUGGCCAAGUAUCAACUCUGCUCUCCUGGAAGGGACAAAGAAAAAGAACGCUGUGUUCAACACCUAUUACGCCCUGGCAGUCAGCACGGUGACGGCCACCUCCAUGUCUGCCCUGAGUCACCCCAAAGGGAAGAUCAACAUGGUUCACAUCCACAACGCAGUGCUGUCUGGGGGUGUGGCUGUCGGUGCCCCGAGUUGCCUGAUUUCUUCUCCUUGGAUUGCCAUGGUGCUGGGCCUCACAGCUGGGUUGAUCUCCAUCUGGGGAGCCAAGUGUCCACAGGUGUGUUUGAGCAACUUGCUGCAGAACCCCAGUGGGAUCCACUACACCUUCGGCUUGCCCGGCCUGCUCGGAGCACUCACCUACUACUGCCUUCAUAUACUAGCCGAGUCCAGGCCCUCCGAUCUCUGGAUUGUCACCCAAACGAUCACUGACAUCGGGGCUCUGAGCUUUGCUAUGGCGAUGGGAAUGGUGACUGGACUGCUGACAGGUUGUCUCCUAAGUGUCAAAGUGUGGAGGGCUCCCCAUGCAGUCAAGUACUUUGAUGAUCAGGCUUUCUGGGAGUUCCCUCACUUGGCUGUCGAAUUUUAAGCAAAACCAUCUGAGAACGAGGCUGAGCAAGGAGAGCCCUUCCUUCACCUUCCAUUGUCUGCAUCAUGUGUUACAAGAAAGGCUUCCGAGUGAUGGUCGAAGUUUAAAUAUGUUCGAUUUCAUGACAGAUACGAUCAAUACUUUUGGCUGAAGACACCUCAUUAAAGUUCUGGUCUAAUUCUAUGCA